UUAGUAACGGGCCGUUUGGUCCCCUUGCACAGUCCAGGUACUUGCGCUUCCUCCGGGGACGCCCGGGCAUCGCCGCCAGCCCCCGAGAUCCCGUCGCCCUCGGCUCGUGUCUCUGCCGAGCUUAUCUGCCCCGCACGGGCCCGCGUGCCGCCCAUGGCGGGGGCCGCCACGACCACGGCCUUUGGGCAGGCGGUGAUCGGCCCGCCCGGCUCGGGGAAGACCACGUACUGCCUGGGCAUGAGUGAGUUCCUGCGCGCGCUGGGCCGGCGUGUGGCGGUGGUGAACCUGGACCCGGCCAACGAGGGGCUGCCGUACGAGUGCGCCGUGGACGUGGGAGAGCUGGUGGGGCUGGGCGACGUGAUGGACGCGCUGCGGCUGGGGCCUAACGGCGGCCUGCUCUACUGCAUGGAGUACCUGGAGGCCAACCUGGACUGGCUGCGGGCCAAGCUAGAGCCCCUCCGCGGCCACUACUUCCUCUUCGACUGCCCGGGCCAGGUGGAGCUCUGCACGCACCACGGCGCCCUGCGCAGCAUCUUCUCCCAGAUGGCGCAGUGGGACCUCAGGCUGACUGCUGUCCACCUGGUGGAUUCUCAUUACUGCACAGACCCGGCCAAGUUCAUUUCCGUACUGUGUACCUCUCUGGCCACCAUGCUGCAUGUGGAGCUGCCCCAUGUCAACCUCCUCUCCAAGAUGGACCUCAUUGAGCACUAUGGGAAGCUGGCUUUCAACCUGGACUACUACACAGAGGUCCUAGACCUCUCCUACCUGCUCGACCACCUGGCUUCUGACCCUUUCUUCCGCCACUACCGUCAGCUCAAUGAGAAACUGGUGCAGCUCAUUGAAGACUACAGUCUGGUCUCCUUCAUCCCUCUCAACAUUCAGGACAAGGAGAGUAUCCAGCGGGUCCUGCAGGCUGUGGAUAAAGCCAAUGGCUACUGCUUCGGGGUCCAAGAACAGCGAAGCCUGGAGGCCAUGAUGUCUGCUGCCAUGGGAGCCGACUUCCAUUUCUCCUCGACCCUGGGCAUCCAGGAGAAGUACCUGGAACCCUCAGACCAGUCAGUGGAGCAAGAAGCCAUGCAGCUGUAGCAGCAGGCUGGAGAACAAGAGGCAUAACCCAGCCCUGGAGAACGUGGCGGCUCCCAGUGACAGUGGACAGUGCAGUGGACUGCAGAUCCAAGAGCAGUCUUCCCAACCAGAGCAGAGCACCCUCCACCCCCUCUGUGGUCAUGAGCUCUUGGUGCGGUUGCCACAGAUUCGGGGCUGGCCCCACUUGGGCUAUGAUGGAAUAUGCUACAAAUACAAGAGUUUAUUUUCUACUUUUCGUGAUUUCUAAACUUUCUCCAACCAUCCAGGCCCAGAGAGUUGAGGCAGAACAAGGGAAUGUUGCCUUUCCUCAGAAGAGUCUGGUUUCUUUAUCUGGGGCAGUGUUUCCCCCAAAGCACAGGAUUGUGCUAGAGGACUGACACUCAGGCUCUGGUUGUGCGAUUUGGUUAAUUGUCAGUUUUAGCCGUGAGACUCAAGCUUGAGCUUUCACAGGCAACGCUUCCUAGCAGAUCUGAACGUUUUAUUUUCAUGGUAUUUAUUUUACAGUUGUAUUCCUU
Neomonachus schauinslandi (Hawaiian monk seal) is the source of this 1601-nucleotide messenger RNA. It is a transcript of the gene GPN2, whose product is annotated as GPN-loop GTPase 2. Lineage: Eukaryota; Metazoa; Chordata; Mammalia; Carnivora; Phocidae. The coding region runs from base 154 to 1086 and encodes 310 amino acids. The transcript is spliced from 5 exons. Gene Ontology annotation, molecular function: GTPase activity. The record is from RefSeq and is a predicted model, not a curated record. Gene Ontology annotation, cellular component: cytoplasm.